Molecule: messenger RNA, 2398 nt
Organism: Alternaria rosae
Lineage: Eukaryota; Fungi; Ascomycota; Dothideomycetes; Pleosporales; Pleosporaceae
Product: fungal-specific transcription factor domain-containing protein
Exons: 3
Coding region: 130-2274 (714 amino acids)
Biological process (GO): positive regulation of transcription by RNA polymerase II; DNA-templated transcription
Cellular component (GO): nucleus
Molecular function (GO): DNA-binding transcription factor activity, RNA polymerase II-specific; zinc ion binding; sequence-specific DNA binding
Source: RefSeq, a predicted model, not a curated record
AAUUCGUGCAGUGGCUGGACUAAGGCAUCCAAGUUCUGUCGAGUGCCUCGGGACUGACCUCGGGAGGUUGGCGGAAAAAACUAAAUUAAGCGGCACCCGGAAAUCUGCACGCCUCCUCCUGCCUCCACCAUGUCAAACACACCCAGCAACACGGCGGUACCACAGAAGCGGAGCCUUGACGUCGCGCAAGGCACUAACAAUACGAGGCAACGGUUGGUGAAAGUCACGAGAGCCUGCGAUGUGUGCAAGGCGAGGAAGUCAAAGUGUUCCGGCGACCAGCCGUGCGAGAGCUGUAUUCGCCGGGGUCUGACAUGCCAGUACGAAGCCAUCUACCUGAGAGGCAAGGUAGUCUCCCCGCGCCCUUCUGGUCCCGCCGUUGCUAGCCCUCAGCGCACUGCGACUGCUCCAGGCUAUACUCAUGCUAUACUCAGUGUCGCACCAAGUAUGGCUGUAGGCAGCAACCAUAUGCAUCGCGUCGGGGAAGAGACGGAACCUCCUUCGCGAGCUUCCCCUGGGCUUGAGAUCGCUGGGCAAUACUCCGAUUCAACGUCGGGUCUCUCGUUCUUGAAUCGCGCAUGGCGGCGCAUCUCCAGCAAGGAAAGCAGUCAAGUUGUGGACGGGUGGGGCUCCACAGAAGACCGCCAACCACUGAUGAGUGCUGGUGAUAAGCCCUUCCUAGAAAGAGGUCAACUGCAGAUGCCAUCGCUGGACCGUAGCCGCCAGCUUCUUCAUCUAUAUUUUGAUGUUUGUAUUGCGACAUACCGGCUGUUACACAGACCUACUGUUGAAUGUUGGUUGGGAGCUGUGUCUGAGAACGCAAAACUCAACCAAACCCUCUUUCAUGAUAUUGGUCGUGCUAAGACUGCAGUGGUCUUGUCUGUACUAGCCAUUGCUUCGUUUCAUGAAGAAAAGGCGAGCGGCGAAAGUGGUACUUCACCAGCAAGUCAAGCCGACACGCAGUCACUGAGCGACAUGCUCUUCACUGAGGCGUCUCGACUUACACAAGCCGAGACUGGUAUUCCAAAGCUGGAGUCAGCUCAAUGCAGGCUUAUACAGGUCCUGUACCUUCUCAUGUCAUGUCGCUUCAACCAAGCGUGGUAUACGUUUGGCCAUGCCCUACAGAUUAUUUCAGCGUUGGGUUUACAUCGGCGAGACGACCGCAAACGUCAACCAAACUCCACCAAACGCGAUUACAUAGGUGAACAGUGUAGAAAGCGCACAUUUUGGGUGGCUUAUACAUUGGACAAAUAUCUCGGUGUCAUAUUCGGGCGACCCCGCCACUACCACGACGAAGACAUCGACCAAGAUUUCCCCGACGCUGUCAAUGACGAAGACAUGACCAGCACUGGCCCCAACACUACAAACACAGACGACUGUCACAUAGAAUCGCUCGUGUAUCAUGCGCGGCUAGCACAAAUCGCCGAAAAGAUUUCUCGGGAGGUCUAUUCGAUCAAACCGGUGCCUGAUCAGGUCCGACUUGCAGCCUCUCAUCGCCUUGGAGCGGAGUUACGCCAGUGGAAAGCAUCGCUACCACCCUUCCUUGGCGCCGUCAACCCUAGCAGUCUCAUUCCUACGUUCCGACGACAGGCAACCGCACUCAGACUGUCUUACUGUCAUGCUGUGAUUUUAGCCCAUCGCCCGUUUCUCCUCAAGAAUGCCAGGCGUAGCAAUGUAGAGAUGACUAGUCUUGCCCAAGACAGUCUCACAGAGUGCAUUGCAGCGGCAAGAUCAGUGUUGGAAGCAGUUGAUCGUAUGGCGCGAGAGGGCCGGUUGUUCCAUGCGUUUUGGUGGACUCACUACGUCUGUUUCUGUGCUUUGGUUGUGGUCUAUGUGUGGGCUAUUCAACAGAGUACUCACAACACAGCCUCAGCUGAGGAUCCUCGCGGUAUUCUAGAUCAAGCCGAGAGCUGUUUACAACAUCUCGCCCAGGCAACAGCGUCGAACUCCCCCUCCCGACGAUACAGCAUCAUCUUGCAGGAACUCCGCACAGAAGCAAAGAGAAAAACAGCAAUACCACACCGGGAGCAAGUACUAGCAUCAUCAGCUACGGCCAAUGGCGGAGUCCCACCGCCUUUGGAUGGAGAUGUAAUACAGGAACCGGAUCUGCAAAACUGGCAGCCACUCUUUGGUAGCCCAAUGGAUAUGACGACACCAGGGUUGCAGAACUUUCUCGAUGACUGGCAGACGACCGACUGGCUUGACCUCGAUGCCUCUGCUUUUUGCCCUUUUCCCGAAGUAGACGAUAUAUCGGCCUGGAUGAACAAUGCAUCAUGAUAGCUUUUGUAUUCCUGGAGGUCACGGACGCGAGACGGAAAAUUCACAUCGGCGUAUACAAUACACCUAAGGCCAUCAUAGUGGUCAAGCAGAAGAUGUGUAUACCUUCAGGGUACAUUUUAAU